Messenger RNA from Tyto alba (common barn owl), 6816 nucleotides. It is a transcript of the gene TESK2, whose product is annotated as testis associated actin remodelling kinase 2. Bases 297 to 2315 code for a protein of 672 amino acids. NCBI's taxonomy places the organism in Eukaryota, Metazoa, Chordata, Aves, Strigiformes, Tytonidae. Gene Ontology annotation, molecular function: protein serine/threonine kinase activity; ATP binding. Gene Ontology annotation, biological process: protein phosphorylation; actin cytoskeleton organization. The transcript is spliced from 11 exons. Gene Ontology annotation, cellular component: cytoplasm; nucleus. The record is from RefSeq and is a predicted model, not a curated record.
CGGAGGUCGGGGGGAGGAGGAGGAGCUGUGGCGAUCACGGCCCCGGGUCCCGCAGCUGGGCUGUCGUCCUCACAUGGGGCCCCCUCGCUUGUCUCAGCGGAGGGACGGAUCCUCGCCGGCUUGCUGAGGCGUGGGCCGGGGGUUGGCGGCGGGUGGGAUAUGCGGCCACGAGAGCCCGCGCCGCUCGCCGGGCCCUGCUGGCGCCGCCGCUCAGGAUCCAACAAGAAUAGAGAAGACAACAAAUUACCUAAGAUGUGAGAAGUCUUCCCUUAGCAAAAUAAAACCUUGUUUUCAAAAUGGACCGAAGCAAAAGGAAUUCAAUAGCAGGAUUUCCACCACGCUUAGAGCGUGCUGAAGAGUUUGACGGUGGCACUGGAGGAGAAGGGACUGCAUCCCAAUUAGGAAGAGUUUGUACCUCUUCAUACAGAGCCCUGAUAAGUGCCUUUUCCAGACUUACUCGUCUUGAUGACUUCACGUUUGAGAAAAUUGGCUCCGGUUUCUUCUCUGAGGUGUUCAAGGUAAGGCACAGAACUUCAGACCAGGUAAUGGCUUUGAAGAUGAACACACUGAACAGCAACAGAGCAAACAUGCUGAAAGAGGUUCAACUUAUGAAUAGACUCUCACAUCCAAACAUCUUAAGGUUUAUGGGUGUCUGUGUGCAUCAAGGACAGCUGCACGCACUUACUGAGUACAUCAACUGUGGUAACCUGGAACAGCUAUUAGACGGUAACCAGCAUCUGCCCUGGACAGUGAGGGUGAAACUGGCAUAUGACAUUGCUAUGGGAAUCAGUUAUCUUCACUAUAAAGGCAUUUUCCAUCGAGAUCUUACAUCCAAGAACUGCUUAAUAAAACAUGAUGAGAACGGAUACUCAGCAAUAGUGGGAGACUUUGGUUUAGCAGAGAAAAUUCCUGAUCACAGUGAGAAGUUACCAGUGGUGGGUUCACCCUUCUGGAUGGCACCAGAAGUUCUCAGAGAUGAACCUUACAAUGAAAAGGCAGAUGUGUUCUCCUAUGGUAUAAUUCUAUGUGAGAUUAUAGCAAGAAUACAGGCAGAUCCAGACUAUCUCCCUCGCACAGAGAAUUUUGGAUUAGAUUAUGAUGCCUUCCAGCACAUGGUGGGAGACUGUCCCCCUGACUUCCUCCAGCUGGCCUUCAACUGCUGUAACAUGGAUCCAAAGUUGCGUCCUUCAUUUGCUGAUAUUGUCAAAACACUGGAGGAGAUUUUAAACCGCCUGAGAAAUGAGGAUUCAGAGAGAGAGAGAAAGUUUUUGAACCUCGACAACAGUGAAAGAAAACCCAAAGGAUCAAUUGAAAAAGGACCAGGAGUAAAACGUUUGAGUUCCCUGGAUGAUAAGAUCCCACCCAAGUCACCCCGUCCACGUCGGAAUAUCUGGUUGUCACGCAGCCAGUCAGAUAUCUUUUCCCGCAAGCCUUCCAGGAAGAUAAACGUGCAGGACCCCUACUAUACGCCAAACAAAGGGCUAGGCCGAAAAGUUAAUCCCUUCAGUGCCCGGGAGGACCUCAAGGGGGGGAAGAUCAAAUUCUUUGACAUGCCAAGCAAGUCUGUGAUUUCCCUUGUGUUUGACUUGCAUUCUCCAGAGGCAGGUGGAGGCCUGAAAGCCAGCCAGUCCCAGUUCCGGCAGGCGUAUAGCACAGACUGGCAAGAAUUUUCCCUUCUUCCUGGGAGGAGGUGCAGAUCACUUCCGCUCUCUCCUGAAUUGCCGCACAAGGAAUAUGGCCUGUUUGGGGGACUGUCCUCAACUGUCAGCAGGUGUGACCCAACCCAGCUAGGUGCAGAGGUUCGGCAGAAACUCCUGAGUAGCAGUAAAUAUGGUGUGUCAGAGAUUCCACCCUUUCAAGCCAAGCCUCACAGGUCAGAAUUUCUUCCUGUACCAGGACAAGAAGAGGAUAUGGACUGUUCAGAUGGGGCAGCGGCCCAGGAGGAAAAUGGGGUUUGCCCUGGUGAGAACACGUGUAGAGAUCCAGCAUGUAAUCAACCAUUAGUGCUGGCCCAGCCCGAGCCACUACCUUACAAAAAGCUCCCCGCUGAGAAUUCAGUGAACUCUGAGGGACGUGGCUCCUCACAAGCAUUUGCAGGUUGUCUCCCUUCUGAAGAGAUGGAGGUGGAAGAUGACUUACUGAAAAAUACUCCACUAGAGUCUACAAAGCCUCUGUUCAGUGUUAGUCCUUCCACUGAGCUGAAGAGAGAGUCAUGGCCCUUCAGGGAGCAGGAUGGGGACAGUCCUGCCCCAUUGUCUCAGACCUCCUCCAACAUCUCAGCAAGUGGCAGCAUGCAGUCAACUUGUGACAUAUGAAGAGGGGGCUCAAACUGAACGUGACCUUGAGGGGACAGUUGCUCCCAGUUGCUUAAACUCUGUUUUUCUGUAGUGCUGGGUUUCACAUUCAAAAGAGACUCAGCAGAUGGUAGAAACUGACUGUCAAACAGAUAGCUGCAAACAGCAUCUGGAGAGACUGAUUAUUUUAACUUUAUUUCAAACUGUGGUUAUUCCCUUCCCUGAUUUUGCAUUAGGAGGGGGAACUGCUCCAGCCAGAAGGGCCGUGUGCGCCCCACAGUCCUUCCCAGAGGCAGCAGCCUGAGCAGGCACUGUGUAAACAGAUUGAUCUGGAUUCCAGCAUCGAGCAUUUCAAGGCCUUAAGCUCCAUGUUGAGUAGAAAGAGUGACCCUUAGGUUUUCCCUCUUCCUCUGACUGACCAGCUGCUCUAAAACAGUACAGAUUUUUGCGUUAACAUUCUGCAGCAGUGCACGUGAGUGGGAGCCCCAGUUUAAGGACAGGCACAGGGAUCUUUCAGAGCUAUGUUGAGCAGAUAGUGAUUCUCUCUGGUCCCAGAGCUGCUGUGAAUGCUGUUGCAGCAUUAAACGAGCUCUUUCAAAUGCAGUAAAACCAAAACCCCUCAUGCUGGUCACAAUCUGCAGGCUGAGUCACACUUUGCAAUUAACAAGAUGACUCUUCCCUGGAGUUUCAUUUUCCCUUGGGAUUUGGUAAUGAUGUGUAAUACAUUAGUGCAGGGAAGCAGGAUGUGGUAAGCACCGCUCUCCUCCUUGGGCAGCUCUUCACAUACCUCAACCUGAAUGUGGAGGAAGAUUUGCCCAUGACACAAGAGGAGAGCCAUAUUCCAGGCAUUGUCAUUUCUGGGCUUCUGGAGAAACUGCCAGUGAAAGUACCAGUUGUACUGAGCUUUUGGGGGGGGGUGGGCUCUUACCUCUGAAGAGCUGAAUGAACAUCAUGAUCCGUUUCUGCAGAACAGUUAGUUAAAUAUACUAUCUACAUCACUGUUGACUAUUACCACUAAGCUAGAAAGGUCAUGUUCACCUCCCUCUCUGGUACGACAUCCCAUCUCAUUGGUAUCACCCCAGUAAUGAUAGCUCCAUAUUUAAAACAAGACUGCUUGAUAGAGGACAGGAAUCCCCUGCUCAGGGGAGGUUGCCAGCAGUGUUACAGCCACACAAGUGCUCUUGGAGAGGAUAGACACUAGAUUCAUAGAGGGGCUUUGUACUGUCAAACUGAAGAAAAUCAGCUUGUCCCAAAUUAACUUUUUUUUCUUCUACAGAAAGAAGCUGUUGUCUUCAUUGGCUUCUCCUGUCACUGAAUAUGAUGAUCUUUUUCUUCUUUUCUUUUUUUUUUUCUUCCCUCCACCAGCAGGUACAUAUGAAAGCAGUGGUAUAAGCUUUCAUGCUGCUUGCUGGAACCAGCAUUGGAGAUUCUCACUCUGGGAUGUGAUGUACAGGAAAGCUUGUUCUGUCCUGAUGUCUGUGCAACAUCCUGCCCUUUUCCAUUAUUGUUAUCCCAACAACAUGGGACUUUUAAUUUUUUUUUUUUUAAACUAUAUUACCAUUCCUGAGGUAUGCAUUGCAUGCCUGCUGAGCAGAUGGUGAUACAGUGGAGUCCAGAAUUUCACAGAGUUAACAUGUUACACUCUCUUCCUCCUCUCUUGUAAGGAUGGAAAAUGUAAGCUAGUCUGAUGGAAGCAAGACUGUUCCUACUCUUCUAUCUCGAAGAAAGGAUGAAGGAGAAAGCCUUAGUUCUUUCUUGGUUGAGUUGCUUAUCUUUCCAGAGGUGUAGGUAACUAUUCUGUGAGUUAUAAUUAGGACUUCCUCAUGUGAAGUGUGUGUUAACCUGAGCAGCAGUUAUCCCUUUGCAAUGACCACGAAGAAUUAAAUGAGAAACCCAGUGUCACUGAGUUACUUAGCACAGUCCAUGCCGGAUUAGGCAGCUGUUAGCAGUUUGAAAAUGCCGAUCAUUACCAAGAUCACCCCUUUUGGCCCACACCUCUCUGCCUCCUGAAGGUGCUGAUCUGCAGUCUGUCUUAUGUAUCCUGUCUGCAGAGUGCAGAGCAGCUUGUACAGCUGGCACUGUGCGUGGGUAAUUUCUGCUGAGGACAGGGAAAUACCAGAACUCAGUUGCUAGCUAGUUGUCUGCCUGGUGCCUGCUUUUUUUUUUUUUUUUUUUUUUGAAUCCUUUUAUCUUUUAUACAAUUGUAAUCUUUUGGGAGGGAAAUCCAUCAGCACCAGCUUCUGUUGUCACAAGAUGCAUUUAGGUUUGUGACUUCAGACAAACAAGCAAUAACAAGGAAUAGUUUACUUCUGGAUCACCAGGCUGUGACAAAGUUGUCCAGCAUCGUACAACUGCCUGCAGCCUCAUCGUAGAGCACGCAUGCCUCUGGCUGCUCUGUGGCUUGCAUUAGCCCUGGUUGGCAUUGCUGACACCUCAUCAUGAAGCCUGUUGCCCUCUCUGACACUGACUGCAAAGCCUGUGCAGUCAGGCUGGGAGUAGCUCUGUGGCAUCCAUCACACUGAUCUCAUCUGUUUCCUUACAACGUCUUUUGAAAUGUUUCCCUGCCUUGAAUAGCUCUCUUACAAAGCAGCAUGGCUAAAAUUUUGUUUUCUUAAAUGUCUACUCUAAGAACAGCCAGCUGACAUGCAUAGGACACUUCUAUCAACUUUUCUAGCUCUUUGUAUCGAGGUGGAGAAGUCAGAAACACCGGAUUCUUGGUCUGCAUGGGAAAAGAGGCAUGUAUAUGAAACUGGAGUAAAAGGCCAUUUAAAAAUAGCUCACUGCUUGCUGAAACCAAGUGUUUCCAAGGGUCUGGGUGCAGUUGGGACUCACUACAUCUCAUCCCUUUGGUAGUGUAAAGCUGAAUCUAGGUUGCACCUAGUAACUACUCCUAGGUUUUCUGCCUACCUGAGGGUGCUUUUCUACAGGGGGCCAUUUUCUGACAGCUACUGAUGAACACGAAUACAAACAUGUGGUCAGCAAAUUCCUUCUUUUAUAGUGACGAGUCAAAAGUUUUAUUGUGAUUGGAUUUUAUCAUGAUUUUUGACUUUCUUACAGGAGCAGUUCUUGCUCUUUUAAAACACUUUCUACACAUUGCUAAGUUCCCUAAAGAGAUCAAAGAUGUUUUUAAUUCACUUUAAAUCUUUCUAUGUUGAAUUCAUUUAAGUGUUUGUUAUAAGCUAUUUUUGUUGUGGUUGCAGGUUGAUAAAAUGCAACUAAGAGGAUGCAUGUGAAUUGCUGCCCCUCAGAAACAGUGCAGACAAGGGGAUAUAGUAGACUUACACUUGUUGGAGAGGCGUUGAUGUAUUAUGUGUAACAGAACAUUGGUAUUUUUUGCCAGUACAACUAAAGACACUUGAAUAAUUCCUGUUUGCACUUAAUGCUAUUGUUUAUAUUGCAUGUCACUACAUUUCUAUGCAAAACAAAUAACCUUUUUUGGGGGAGCAGGGGCAGCCAGAUAUUUGAUUAAGUAUAAAGAUCUUUGCGAGAUGAUCUAUUUUCGUAUUUAUGAAGGAGUUUUACGUCUUAAUAUUUUGCAGUCUGUAAAUAGCUCAACUUGUAAUUAAAGGCUUAGGAAGAAGUUUGUAGCCUGUGUAUAAUAGUAAGUUAACACUGCCAGAAAAAAGAAUCUUUGCAAAACAACUUUUCUAAUAUUGUGGAUAUUUAUGAAUAUGUAAAGAAAGCACGUCUUGUUUUUAUGUUGAUUGACCUUCUGACUUUUUUUGAACUAUAGAAAUGGUGUAUGUUUUAUUGGAACUGCAAUAAGAAGUAACCAAAGAUGAAUCCAGUUAAAUAUUUUCAUAAUUUUUUCUUGGUCGGUUUUGUAAACUUUCCCAACUUGCUUUCAAAAUAAAAAUAAAAUGAAGGCCUCGGUCUUGUGAUUAAGAGGGCAACUCUAGGUUAGAAAAGCUGGCUCAAAUGCUUACUUAAGCUAUUGGUGACAUUAAUACCUGCCUUGAGAUCGUAUUCACUAUUACUUGGUGCUGAAUUAUAAGCAGGCAGAACUGUCAUGCUUAUCCAGUGUUAUUUCUCUCCUGCAUCUUUCUUGCUGAAGUGAUACACUAUUAAAUCCAUGAGACUCACGGACUUAUUUUUUUUUUCUGUUCUGCCUUAGUGCUCUGAAGUAGCUUGUGACCUACAACACAAGAUGGCUUUUGAUAGCAUUCAGCCUGCAGGGAGCUUGCCGUUGUGGCUGCUCUGUUCUAGCCCCACAGAACAGCUUCAGCAGCACAGGAAGCAGUGCAGUUAGAGGACAGCAUUUGGCUUUAAGUCCCACUGCAUCUCCCCUUGCUUAGAAGCUUGAAGACCUGCUGUGGCUUAGUUCUGCAUGCAGGUACCCUGCACUAGAAUCACCUGGCCCAUUUGGGAGCUUUCUCCUUCCCCUCUCUCCUCUAGGAGCACAAGUCUAGCCUAUGUAUGCUGUAACCAGGAUUAAGGUAAAGUACGACUGUGAAGUGGGAUAGUUCUCCCAGCUUCAUGUCUAAACCAUGGUCAGUGAGUCUGUUUGUUUUUUUUUUUUUUU